Molecule: messenger RNA, 1608 nt
Organism: Ruditapes philippinarum (Manila clam)
Lineage: Eukaryota; Metazoa; Mollusca; Bivalvia; Venerida; Veneridae
Product: piggyBac transposable element-derived protein 4-like
Exons: 1
Coding region: 528-1475 (315 amino acids)
Source: RefSeq, a predicted model, not a curated record
CUGUGUGUACUUUUGCUAAAUUUCUGUAUUGUUUUGAUAAUUCAGUUGUACAACCAUGUCAAUUUUAUAAUAAACAUCACACACUUGUAUUUCCCUAUCCAAACUAUAUUAUGUGUGUGUUUUGAGCAAUAAAUAAAACUAUAAUUUGAUAUCUUUGUAAGCGCGUCAUUUCUAGUGACUUGUCACUUCCAAUUGCAGGUGGAGAGCUCGCACUCAGAUUUCAGCUCUGACGAAAUACAUGAAACCCCGUCUGUACAAAGGGGGAGGGGCCGUGCUCAUAACCAUGCUAGCCCAGGAGUCAGACGAGGCAGAGGCAGAGCGACAUCAUCUGCAAGAGGAAGGGGGCGUGGAAGGACAGCACCUACUCGGAAUCCAGAGGAGUUCACCUGGAGUCAUGUAGAUUUCAGCGAUUCGUUUGAUACUGAAUGGUUGGGGGAACAACAAAGGACAGGUGUUCUGAUUGACACUUCAAAUUAUAAACUGUAGACUUUUUUAAGUAUUUUUUUCCGGAUAAAGUGUUUGAUAUCAUGGCUAGGAACACAAAUCUGUAUGCUGAUCAAUACUUGGAGAAUCGGGAACUUGGGGCAUAUUCUCGGUACAAUAAGUGGACUCAAACAUCUGUGUUAGAGAUGCAGGCAUACAUCUCCUUGCAGAUUGCGAUGGGAAUCAACUCAAAACCUGAAUUAGCAGAUUAUUGGAGCACAUACUGGCUGACUUCUAACAAGUUUUCAGAUGUAAUGUCGAGAAACUGUUACCAGUUGCUCAACACGUUUCUGCAUUUCAAUGACAAUGACCAAAGAGUAGCCAGAGGACAAGAUGGUUAUGACCCACUGUUCAAGGUUCGGCCUCUGUUGGACAUUAUAGAUGCUAGAUACCUCAAUGCCUAUGCUCCGGAUAAAGAACUAUCCAUUGAUGAAUCAAUGAUCAAGUUCAAAGGGCGUAUUUUCUUUCGUCAGUAUUUACCAGCCAAGCCGACAAAAUGGGGGAUAAAAACUUUCGCUCUUUGUGAAAGUAACACUGGUUAUGGACUACAGUUCGUAGUUUACACAGGGAAGAGCACAUUCAAUGCCGACAGAGCAUCUGAUUUCUCUAUGACGGAGCAAGUACGCCUAGAAAUGGUGAGAGGAUUUGAAAAUAGCGGACAUACGUUGUAUAUGGACAACUUCUAUUCUUCCCCGCGAUUGUUCCAGGAACUGAAAUCAAAGGGAAUUGGAGCUUGUGGCACAGUGAAGCCAAACCGAAAGUACAUGCCAAACGAUUUGCAGCCCUCUUCCUUGGCACUGAAUAAGGGAGAUGAUCCUGUAUUCAUGCGAACGCCUGAUCUGAUUACAUGUGCCAUGGUAGACACAAAGAGAGUUCACUUCCUUAGUUCAGUGCAUUCAGACAAUACGUUUGACAAUGUUGUGCGGGAUAGGAAAGAAGCAGAAGGAAGAAGAACUGUAGUGCGACGUGUGACGCCUACAACAGCCAAAUGAAUGGUGUAGAUAUUUUAGACCAAAAACUUGGGUCCUACAGUUACCCCCACAAGUCGGCCAAGUGGUACAUGACCAUCUUUCACCAACUUCGUGAAGUGGCCCUUGUCAAUGGGUAUAUUAUUUACUGCAAGUC